Molecule: messenger RNA, 2443 nt
Organism: Xenopus tropicalis (tropical clawed frog)
Lineage: Eukaryota; Metazoa; Chordata; Amphibia; Anura; Pipidae
Gene: gss
Product: glutathione synthetase
Exons: 13
Coding region: 16-1536 (506 amino acids)
Biological process (GO): glutathione biosynthetic process
Molecular function (GO): glutathione synthase activity; ligase activity; magnesium ion binding
Source: RefSeq, a predicted model, not a curated record
CACUGCCUGUCAGAGAUGAUCCUGCCUCUGUGUAUAAAUCCUUGUUAUUUUGCCUGUGAGCAGGGAGACGAGAUUGAGCAGGUGAGGGUGCUGCUACAAAUACGGGUCAAGAUGGAGGCUCUCUGGGAGGAUAUCUACAGCGACACAACACUGCUGGAGGAGUUGGCACCCAUUGCAAUUGACUCCGCUUUGCUGCAGGGGGUUUUGAUGAGGACGAAAGCGAGUCCAAACUCAUCGGAUGUUGUGAAUUUUGCCCCAUUGACCCUUCUCCCAUCCCCUGUGCCCAAAGCUCUAUUUGAGCAAGCCAAGAGUGUGCAGGAAGAUUUUAAUCUGUUGGUGGAUCGGAUCAGCCAGGACACGGACUUCUUGGAAAAGGCUCUUUCCAGCACCGCCAAAGUGGAUGAUUUUAUCCAACGGCUAUUAAAAAUCCAAAGGCAAGUUAAGAAAGAAGGUUGCGAACAGGAGGUGUUUUUGGGCAUUAAUCGAUCGGACUACAUGUUUGAUUGUAGAGAUGACGGGACGCCUGCUCUAAAACAGAUCGAGAUCAACACCAUUGCUGCCAGUUUCGGGGGACUUUCCGCCCGGGUCCCUGAAGUUCAUCAACACGUGCUAAAGGUUUUGAAGAAAUCCGAAGAAGCGAGCAACAUCUUACCCAACAAUCCAGUUGAGGGGAUCGCUUGGGGCAUUGCAAGUUCCUGGGCAGUGUACGGCUCAACCAGUGCUGUUGUUCUGUUCCUGGUUGAGAACGUGCAAAGGAACAUAUUGGAUCAACGCUGUAUAGAAAAUGAACUGAUGAAAAGAAACGUCCGCACAAUCAGAAGACGCUUAGCCGAUGUGUAUGAGAGAGGAUCUCUAGACAAAGAUAGAGGCCUGUUCCUGGAUGGAUACGAAAUUGCAGUCGCCUAUUUUCGAACUGGAUAUGUGCCUCAAGAUUAUACAGAGCAGGAUUGGGAGGCACGGCUCAUGUUGGAAAGAUCCAGAGCUACAAAAUGCCCAGAUAUAGCAACACAACUUGUUGGCACAAAGAAGAUCCAGCAAGAACUGUGCCGCCCACACAUUCUCGAGAAAUUUCUUCCAGACAACCCUGAGGCAGUUGCUCGAAUCAGAGAAACCUUCGCAGGCUUGUACUCCUUGGAUACGGGUGAAGAAGGAGAUGAAGCCGUGAAAGCGGCUCUUGCAAAUCCAGACCAAUUUGUGCUGAAACCACAGCGGGAAGGAGGAGGCAAUAACCUGUAUGGGGAAGAGCUGAAAGCAAAACUGGAGGAGUGCAAAGAUAGUGAGGAACGGAACUCCUACAUAUUAAUGGACAAGAUCAAUCCCAAGACAACAAAGAACUGCCUGCUGAGAGCGGGGGGCCCUGUGCAGAUAUCGGAGUGCAUCAGUGAGCUGGGCAUGUUCGGCGUCUAUGUCAGGCGCAGUGGUGAAAUGAUCUACAACGAGCAAGUGGGUCAUCUCCUACGGACAAAGGCCAUAGAACACGCUGACGGUGGAGUAGCUGCAGGCGUGGCUGUCUUAGACAACCCUUACCUGGUAUAAUGUGGCCUGUGAUGCAGGAAAGGGGGGUGCCAUCAGAAAUCUUGGGUCCAAUGCUGUGGCUUCCCUAGGAAAGGGAUCCCCCCACCUCUCUUGGACCUACUGCAGCACUUUUGCCUUCACCAUAGAUGGCGGGCCAGGUGGUCCAACUCAACUACUUAACGUGCCUAUUAUUCCUUCUGCUAAGCAUAAUCGGUUCUGAUAUUCACUGCACUAUUUAACCUCAAUGUCUUAGCAAGAAAAGAAGUCCUAUGUUACUUCAGUGUUCCAGUGGGCUGAAUAUAUAUCCCAGUGCCUUAUCCGAUUGCCAGGGUGUGCGGAAUCAUUUCGAUCAGUUAAUGUGCCCAUGCUGCCAGCAGGUGAGAGAGGUUUGUGUGUGCAGCUAGAGUGUCGUUGUUUGUGAUAGGCUAUUGAGUGGAACAUAAUUCAUCUCUAAAUGGCUACCAGUAAGACCAUCCUGGCCAAUACUUUCCGUUUCAUAUGUUUUUAGCCCCCCAUCAUUGCUUUAUCCGCAGGGCGAGGAUCUGCUGUGUGUGACAAUAACCUUAGGGUGUUAAAGAAUCUUGGGCUGGAUCCUUCUCUCUCUCUGAUAACACAGGGUUAGUUGAUGUCUAUGCAGUGGAGAUUGGGUCUACUGGGGGGAAAGCCGGGUCAGCUCUAGUCUUAAUCAAAAUAAUUAAUAUUUUGUGCUCCAUUCUGCAACACUAAAGUAACCUGGGUUACACGUUAGCAUGGAAACAACCAUAUCUUUUGCUUCAAUGGACAUUAGAACCCUGCACGUAUAAUCUAUUAACCAUCUUGUUCUGUUUGUAUGUCAAGUGUUUGUUUCAUGUAUACAUUGUUCUAUUGUACAGUGCUGUGGAAUAUGUUGAUCCUUUAUAAAUAAUUAAAAACAAAUAUGAAAAUAAAA